GGCAUCCAUCUGGUGCGUGUAUCUCCUUGGAAGUGCCGUCUGCGGAUUGUGUUGCAUUCUGUUCCUGUCAGAAAGUAACCAGAGAGCCGAGUGGAGCAGCAGGCCUGCAGAGGAGAGCUAUAGCCAUGUCUUCCAGCUCAGCGAUGGUGCGGAUCCUGAUCAAGGGUGGCAAGGUGGUGAACGACGACUGUACCCAGGAGGCCGAUGUCUACAUUGAGAACGGCAUCAUUCAGCAGGUGGGGAAGGAGCUGAUGAUCCCAGGUGGAGCCAAAGUGAUCGAUGCCUCGGGUAAACUGGUCCUCCCCGGGGGCAUCGACACCAGCGUCCACCUGGAGGAGAGCUUCAUGAACGCCACCACGGCAGAUGACUUCUACAGCGGCACCAAGGCUGCUUUAGCUGGCGGUACAACAAUGGUGAUUGGACACGUUCUGCCAGAGAAGAAUGAGUCUAUGCUGGAAGCUUACGAGAAGUGCCGCAGCUCAGCGGACUCCAAAAGCUGCUGUGACUACGCUCUGCACGUGGGAGUUACUUGGUGGGGUCCCAAGGUGCGGGCUGAGAUGGAGAAGCUGGUGAGGGAGAAAGGAGUGAAUUCCUUUCAGAUGUUCAUGGCCUAUAAGGACAUGUACAUGCUGAGAGAUGGUGAGCUCUUCCAGGCCCUGCAGCACUGUAAGGACAUUGGCGCCAUAGCAAGGGUCCAUGCUGAGAAUGGAGAACUGGUGGCAGAGGGUGCAAAGGAAGCGUUGGACCUGGGCAUCAGUGGCCCGGAGGGGAUUGAAAUCAGCAGGCCUGAAGAGUUGGAAGCAGAAGCGACUCACAGGGCAAUUACCAUCGCCAACAGGGCCCACUGCCCAAUCUAUCUUGUCAGCGUGUCCAGUAUGUCUGCGGGAGAUGUAGUAGCUACAGCCAAGAUGCAGGGUAAGGUGGUUCACGGGGAAACCACCACAGCCCACUCUGUGUUGAACGGUAUGCAGUACUAUCAUCAGGACUGGUCCCAUGCUGCCGCCCAUGUUGUCGUGCCUCCUCUCCGCCUGGACCCCAGUACACCUAAUUUCCUGAUGAGCUUGCUGGGAAAUGACACUCUGAAUGUUGUGGGGUCCGACCACCGUCCUUUCACCAUUAAACAGAAAGCAAUGGGCAAGGAUGACUUCACAAAGAUCCCCCAUGGGGUUCCUGGCAUUCAGGACCGCAUGAGCGUCAUCUGGGAGAAAGGAGUGAUUGGAGGUAAAAUGGAUGAGAAUCGCUUUGUAGCAGUCACAAGCUCGAAUGCAGCCAAGAUUUACAACCUCUACCCCAGGAAAGGCAGGAUCAUCCCGGGAGCAGAUGCUGAUGUAGUGGUCUGGGACCCCGAGGGAUCCAAGACCAUUUCUGUGGAUAACCAGUUCCAGGGAGGAGAUAUGAACCUGUAUGAGGGUCUUCGUUGUCACGGUGUGCCCCUGGUCACCAUCAGCCGUGGGCGUCUGGUCUAUGAAAACGGCAUGUUUACAUGUGCUGAGGGCUCUGGAAAGUUUUGCCCACUGAGAACCUUCCCAGACUACCUUUACAAGAAGAUGGUUCAGAGAGAAAAGUGCCAGGCAGUGAAAGCUGUGGAGCGAGAACCCUACACAGGUGAUGUUGUCGCAGUGCCGAACUCAGGAAAGAGGGACUUUGGGGUUCAAGAUGUGGACACUCCGACACGCCCCUGCACCCGACACGGAGGUAUGAGAGACCUGCAGGAAUCCAGCUUCAGCCUGUCUGGUGCCCAGAUUGAUGACAACAUUCCAAAGAGAUCCUCGGCCAGGAUCCUCGCUCCACCCGGAGGAAGAUCCAGCGGGAUCUGGUAACUAGUGAGACGGCUGUUACAUGAAGCGGAAGAAUGACACCUGAAGAGAAACAUAUAGCCAAGCACUUGUUUUUUUCGUUCUGGAAGCUUAGAAUAUGUGUGGGGUAAAGGAGUCAUGUUUUCAUUUUGAACUCAGCACAGUUAUUUAGGACUGUAAGUGUAUGACAUUGAAAUAAUAAAAUUUGAAUGUGGGUCAAGGAAAAUUUUUUGUUAAGUGGUUAUACCUUCCAAAUUUCAGUCACAAUGUUAACCAAAUAUAAGCAGCAGAUUUAAAUGAGUUGCCAAUGAAGUAUUCUGGCUAUUGGAUUGUGUUAGGGGAAAUAUGUUGUAUCUUACUCAUAGUUUUAGGAAUAUGAAGGUGAGUCAUGGUUUUGAUGAUGCGAUUGUGUUACCUCACUGUAAAAUACGAUUUUGCACUUGUAUCAUGUACUAUUUAGAUGCCUUUUUACAUCAUUUAACGUCACACAAAUGUCUUUUUACUGCGAGCCACGGUGAAUGAAAUGUAAUAAAUUAUUACAAGGGUGUCGGCAUGACAUUAAUAUGUCAGUUAUGAAAAAAAUUGUUGCAAUUGACCGAUCGAUGAAAAAUAUCAUAACGCAAGUUAACCUUUUAAAUGUUUGUUUAUUUAUUUUUUAUAUUGCAUUGUUUGUGCUAUUUUCCUUUGACACUACUGUUAGAAUUAAUUCCUGCAUACGACUGAGUUCUUUGCUCAGUAGUUCAUCAUAGUCAGAUUAGUAUUUUAUAUCAUGUUUACAGCCUUAUAGCAGAAUAGACUUCUGUUCCACCCCCACCAAAUGUGAAUGAACCUAUGCUGUGUGUAUUGUGCAUGGUAGCAUAGUUAGAACUACUGUAAUAAGCACUAAUAUUGCUCAUGUAACGCAGCAUUCUUUGUGAUCGUAUCCGUUUUCCACAGAGAGCAAAAAGUCUCACCCAAACUGCCUUUUUCUCACCUGAGAACACUGACACCCACAAACACAUUGUCCCAUACCGCCGCUACACAGACCGUGAACUCUGACAUGUUGAUCGAUGUUAUUUCUUUUAGAGUGGGCACUUUUUAACAACUUUGAUUCGUUCCGGUCUGAAACGGUGGGGUAUAUAAUGUUCCUCUGACUGACACUUCUGAUGUAACAUACCACUGUGAAGCAUAUAGCAGCUGAGGUGAUCCUCUUUAGCGUUCACGUUGAAGUUUAGCAGCAGAGAUGUACUGUAAGUCAAUUAAUGCCACUUCUUCAGGGGAUCAAAUGCCUUCAUCUGCCACUGAAAGCUCAGCAUCAUAACUGGAAGGCAUGCGUGUUUAGCAACUACAAAAAGCACUGAUACUUUCUACUACUGUAUAUUUAUUGUUUGUGUUUUAGUUACUGGAUUUUUCUUGUGAAUAAUUGUCCUAGAUUUUGUUUUUUGUUUUUUUUGUUUAAACUGCAGAGUAAGCAGGGAUGCACACAAGAUUUUGAUCAUGUUUAGACAAAGUUAUGUCCAGAAGAUCAUCAUGCUACAGUAAAAGUCCUUCAUUAUGUCCUUCAUUUUUUUUUUUUUUUUUUUUGGGAACAGAUUUCACUUUUGAUCCUGAGCUCCAGUGAAUCAUGUUGUGUCUUCCCCUUCCCAAACGUACACUGGUGCUGAACAAUGUGUCGUCACAUUGGGUUCCUUUAUCUGUUUUUUUUUCUUUUUCUUCUUGCAGCUCUUUAUCACAUGAUUUGAGUGCAAAUAAACCACAAUGAAAUCGCCACCUGAAUCCUGUGUCUAACUGCUACUUCACUACAUUUCAGAGGCAGAUUUUGUACUUUUUACUUCAUUACAUUUAUUUGACAGCUAUAGUUACUAGUUACUUUUCAGGGCUGAAGAGAAAACUCCAAUAUUUCACUAAAAAAGCAAGUAAACAAAUACCAAUGAGAGAAACUGAACCUUCUUUUUUCUUUGUUCCAACACACUCCAACCACUCAGAUUUAUCUUGUGACCAGUUGGAGGGGAUCCCUGCCAAACUGUAUGUCAUGUAGUUCAAACAAAGUAAAACUUAUGCAUUGAUGCAUCAGCAUUACAAUCUAAUAAUGUAAUAAACAACAAUUCAUAUCUCAAAAGGGACAUUUUCCUGCAGAAUGGGUCAUUUUACUUUUGAUGCUUUGAGAAUAUUCUGUACUUGCACUUAAGCAGGAUUUUUAAAUGCACUUGUACUGGAGUAUUUUUACAUUGUUUUAGUAGCACUUUUACUUUAGUAAAGGUUCUGAAUAAUUCUUCCACUACUGUUGCUGACAUCCAGCAGCAGAUAAAACAUUAACAUUAAGUAUUUUUGUGUAGCCUGAACUCUCUAAAACCUUAGUUACUAGCAGGCCUAAAAUCCAACCACACACAUCAUGUGUCUCUUAGCUGGUACAGGCCAAAGUCCUAUUUAUAAUGAACCUUUAACAGCAUGGAGUCGGACGCAUGCGCAGACAGAGCUGGAUUGUUGCAGCUGGUGAUGGGGGAAACAAAGCUUUCUGAACCACUGAAUCAAGCAAUUGCAUUGAAAAUGGUUCACUGUUUAAAAGCAUUUGAUAGUCAAAAUGGCGACAUCUGCUGGGCUACUAUUGGUAUUACACUUACAUGGCUGAAUUAAAUGUGAGACUGAAAUAAAGUUAGUCAGAUUAUAAGUGUUUUUACUGUUUUUUUAUUGUAAGUUUGUUCAUUAAAGUCUAUAUUAUUAAAACAGAUCACUUUCAAACAGAGCCCACAGCUUUGUUGUUUUGAUAUUGUGCCAGAUUGGGAAGCACACCCCUGCGUCCAAAACCAGCGCUUACAGUGACAAAUGCUGCUCUUUAUCUGUGAGGAUUAGCUGAUUGCAUGAGAUUGUUACACAGUUAUUUAUAGCAUGGCAGUGGGAUAGGGAUAAUGAAACCACCAGUGUGGUGUUUGUCUGCUGAUUUACCCGUUUUGAUGAUGUCUUGUUUUCUUUUUGGGUUUACACAAAAUACUUACAUCCUUAAAUACACCAGUUGAGGUUUUAGUUGUAAAAAGAACUUUGUUUCAGCAUUGUGUAAAAUAGUAAAAUUGUUUUUACAAAGUGGUGUUGUUUUCAUGAAUUAUAAGAAAAAAAAGAGCAUGUCUUUCAAGAGUCCGCUGAUGAAGAACAGGGACAGCAACUCUCCCAACGUGCAUAAAGACUGGAAACAAUCUUUUAAGCAAAAAUACCAAAUAUUCAGUCGUUGUCAUUUCUCAAAUGCGAGAAUUUGAAGCUUUUCUGUCAUGAUAGUAAACUGAUAGUAAACUUUUUGGAUAACUGAUCUUAUACACAGGAGAGAAAUUAUAACAGGUAUUUU
This is a messenger RNA of Thunnus maccoyii (southern bluefin tuna), 5109 nucleotides long. RefSeq names its product dihydropyrimidinase like 5a (gene dpysl5a). Bases 126 to 1820 code for a protein of 564 amino acids. The record is from RefSeq and is a predicted model, not a curated record. The transcript is spliced from 13 exons. Gene Ontology annotation, molecular function: hydrolase activity, acting on carbon-nitrogen (but not peptide) bonds, in cyclic amides. NCBI's taxonomy places the organism in Eukaryota, Metazoa, Chordata, Actinopteri, Scombriformes, Scombridae. Gene Ontology annotation, cellular component: cytosol; cytoplasm.